GACAGUACGCGAUGUUACUAGAUGUAAUAAACAACGUAGUACUCCACGUCGAACCGGAGCGGCGACGUACGUUGGAGCGGCGCGCACGUAUGAGGUUUCAACUACAACUGCAUCAGGACCAGGACCCCAGGCAACUUAUACAUAAACUGCAGACACAGGUGAGGGAGUCCCUAGCAAGACUUCGAAGACUGGAGAAGGAAUAUUACCUCAAGAACAGGUCGAUGACCGGGAACGAUCCUGCUGCCAUGGACGAACUGAAGAGUUUGGAUGAUCAGGUGAGCUUGUGUUGUGUUAUCUAUACUUGUUUCAUAUAU
This is a messenger RNA of Spodoptera litura, 314 nucleotides long. The record is from RefSeq and is a predicted model, not a curated record. Lineage: Eukaryota; Metazoa; Arthropoda; Insecta; Lepidoptera; Noctuidae.